Messenger RNA from Chiloscyllium plagiosum (whitespotted bambooshark), 1244 nucleotides. It is a transcript of the gene mtfp1, whose product is annotated as mitochondrial fission process 1. Gene Ontology annotation, biological process: mitochondrial fission. Gene Ontology annotation, cellular component: mitochondrion. Lineage: Eukaryota; Metazoa; Chordata; Chondrichthyes; Orectolobiformes; Hemiscylliidae. The record is from RefSeq and is a predicted model, not a curated record.
UUACUGUAGUACAGGAUGCUGUGUAGAUUUCUCUCAGGCGCAAUUAUGGCAGUUACUUUGCAAUUGCCGAAGGCUAACAGAAUGCGUGAUUUUGAAAGUUAUUAAAUAUGCGUUGGAAUGUUAUAAGUAUUUGCAGCCUUAUUUAUGGCGCACUUUAAUACUGCAGGAUAAAUGGGAGGAUCUGUUUCUGAAAGCUGACGUGUGGUUGGUCAAUUCCUAUCCAUCUUCACAGAAAAGGGUGGGUCUGGAGACUGGAGGGAAGGAAGCAUGUUUAAAAUUAACCCUUUUAACAAACAGUGUUGUCAAGGCAGAUUCAGCAUCUUUCUGGAGCGUCUCCCCACCUCUGCUGUUUGUGUCAGAGGCGGAUGUUUGCAGCUUAGUCUGGAAGACUGACAGUGACACGGGAUUGGUUACAUUGAUUGGAUACAUUUUUGGUGAAUGUAUCAACUGCUGCGGCGCGGCUAACAUCAGGAUCGGGAGCACAAUGAGCAAGCCUGGGGAGCAGGACAAGGUCGACGUCUAUCGGGAUACUUGGGUCCGUUUUCUGGUAACUUGUCUGAUAUUUCAACUCUUUGGUGGUUCAGGAUAUGCUAAUGAAGUUGGUGAAGCUUUCCGGGCACUAGUUCCUGUAGGACUGGUCUGGGCUACUUAUGGCAUAUCAACUGCAUAUGUUACAGCUGAUGCAGUUGACAAGGGGAAGAAAGCAGCUGUUGCUCAUGGAGACAAACCUGGAAAAACAAUGACUGUCAGUGUCGCUGUGGUGGAUACGUUCAUCUGGCAAGCAUUGGCCUCAGUUAUAAUUCCAGGAUUCACCAUCAAUCGAUUAUGUGCAGCUUCCCUUUUCUUACUUCGGAAAACUACAAGGUGGCCACUGCCUGUGAGAAAGUGGACGACAACUGCUAUUGGCCUGUCUGCCAUCCCAGUCAUUAUAACUCCUAUUGACCGGUCUGUGGACUUUCUUUUGGAUUCUACAUUAAGAAAGUUAUAUGGAUCAGAAGAAAAACACAAACCGUAACCAAAGGCAAUUGGAACUGUAGCCAGUUUAAUAUUUGUGUACGUUGUAAAGCUUUAAAUUACAUUGCAAAGCAAUGAACCCUGUACUCCAACUCUGGAGAACUAGUCUCCAUUUUUAAGACGAUGGGCUUUAGAUGCUGGAAAGUAGAUGCUUGUUUGUCUUUGUAACUACAUUGCUGUACAAUAUUGAUUUUGUGCAGGAAAAUUGAAAACAUCUUUACACACACUCA